Molecule: messenger RNA, 2716 nt
Organism: Cyprinus carpio (common carp)
Lineage: Eukaryota; Metazoa; Chordata; Actinopteri; Cypriniformes; Cyprinidae
Source: RefSeq, a predicted model, not a curated record
AGGGGACGUUUGUUGACGGCACGUCCCCUUGUUUAACCUCCAUACAUUUGAGUAACACACCACGUAUAGUCAUCUGAACAUACUGUAUGUCUGAAUGAGGCUCUGGAGCGUUUGGUUUAUCCAAGGCGAUACGUCAUUGCGAGCUGCAGCGAUUGGCUGGAUUCCGCUCCUUUUCCUCCACAAUUUGCAACCACGAUCGGUCUUCGCCUCCGGAGCAGCGACAUUUCACAGUAGAGGCAGGUGGACUUAUUUCCCCCCAGAGAAAUGAAUGCAAUAUAGCGCGCGCCUUCGCAGGGCUGGACAUUUCCGUUCGCUUUCAGUCUCCUCGAUUCUUCCCUGCAAUACAGACACUGCCUGAACCGGACUAAAUGAGUGCCAGGACCUCGGAGAGACUGGCGCUUUCCAUUCCCCACUGUGCCUUAAACGGAACCGCUCUGGCCGGCAAUGGCACCUGCUUUGAUCGGGUGGAUCAGCUGUUCCAGGCGUUCUCCUCCACCGUCGUGCUUUUCGUGCUCAUCGCGAUGAUCGUUGGGAUAAUAAUCGUGUCCGUCACGACCUUCCACUUUCACAAAAGCAAGAUGAAAAAGCGCAAGAUACAGAAAGCCCAGGAGGAAUACGAGCGCGACAACUGCAGUCCCAAAACGGCCAAAGGCAAGCCGGUGGUCCGGCAGUGCAUCAUGGUGAGACCCCCCGCGGCAGUGCGCAAAAGUGAUCCAAACACGGAGGAUCCUGGCGUGACAGAGGACAAGGGACACUCGGGACAGACCAAGGAUGAGGACUUGUUGGAGUCGGUCGCUGUGUCUUGAUAACGCAGUGCCAGCCUUCGGAGGACGCUGUAAAUAACCUCUGUAUUCCCUAUGAUAUCACCUACGGAAUAUAUCGAUUCUUUGUAUAAGCAUUAGAGUUCGUGGAAGAAAUCUAGGAACGGGUUUCAGUGGUUUUUGAGAAGGACCGAGGGAGAAUGAGGACUGCUCAUGGAAUUUCUAUCGUAAUUGUGAGCCAAUCCUAACGGGUUCGAACUAAGAGAGCAUUGAGUAAGAUCCUACUGGAUAAAAUGAAAUGAGAAGGAAUUGAUCUAAGAGGAAUAAUUGAGAAUCUCAUAAAAAUAAAAUAAUAACAAGAAAGAAAAUUAUUGGGGGGAGAAAUAAUUAAUCUAAAAGGAUCUUCCUAAAUAUGAAUGGAAUUUCUAUCAUAAUUCCAUGCCGGUUUUAUAAUAGGAUCAAAUAGGAGAGUAUGGCAUAUAUGAUCCUACUGGAAAAGGCAUUCAUGAGUUAAUCUAACAGGAUUUUAUUGAAUAUUUAUGGAAUUUCUGUCAUAAUUAUCACAAUGCAUAUGAGAUCCAACAGAAACCCUUGAUGAAUCAAAUAAACUCCUGAAUUCUGGGAAAAAUACAUUAAUCAGUUAAUCCACUAGGAUUUAAUUGAAUUUUCAUCAUUUUAUUGAUUUUGAUUAAAAAAAAAAUCCUUGGAAGGAAAAAUCAAUGAAUUAAUCUAAAAGGAUAUUACUGAAUAUUAAUGGGAUUUCUAUCAUAAUUCAGAUGCUAUGCAAAUGGGACUAAACAGGAAUACUCUAUCAAUCAAAUAAGAUCAUACAUAGAAUUAAAAUUCUGGGGGAAAAGGACAUCGAUUAGUCAGUCCAUUUAUAUUAUAAUUUAGAGCAUAAUGUGGGGAAGAAGAAGAAGAAAAACGGCCUCUAUGAAAAAAAUGCAGAAGUAUUUUAUUGAAACUGAGUCAUCUAAGAAUCAAAGAGCAUCCUUCUGGAUGAACUGAGAUGUCUGUUGUUUUUCUCAAGCCUCUUUUAGUCAAUGUUUUUUCAGAAUUUCAGUUAAUCCUGUAGGAUUUUGUUUGAUCCCAUUGGGAUUGUCUACAAAUUAUGAUAGACAUGCCAUUAGCGUUUCUUUAGGACACAGGCCCAGCAUCUGUACAUGCGUAUUGUCUCAUCCACUCUUCUUCAUAUCGUUGUGCCACCAAGAGGAACGCCAUGGACAAAUUAUGGACCUGCUGCCAGUAUUUCAGAGUUUAUAUUGAAGUUAAAGGACAGUUCUCUUGUAUAAAGUCUGUACAGACGCUGUCCAGUGCUGAAAUCAGGACAGAGACGACGGUCUUCUUCAUGUAGAGCCUCAACACAACUCACAACAGUUUUCCUUUGUUUUGGGUUUCAGAAACUCUUAGGUGUUACUCUUUUAGGCAACAUUGUUGUUUCUUUUGACAUAUAUUGGGAUUUCCCUUGAUCUCAGUGGCUUUUUCAAGAUAGAAGUGCAAUUCGUGCCAUCCUGGCUUGGCAUGAAUAGGUUUAGUGUUUUAACCCCUUUAUCCCCGAGACUGUUAAUGUGCAACUGCAGCUGCUAGUGGUAGUAUAGCCUAUACUUGUUUUGUUCAUGGCACUGUAUAAUCAUAGUAAAACUUAUGUAACCUGAGGCGUUUCGGUUUUGUGUUACAGCUCUGUAUUAAUGCUCUCUUUUUGCAUUUUUCCUCUAGAUUAAUAUAACACUAAUGAUCGAGUAUUAUAUUUUUUAUCAUUCUAAACUAGUGUAACAAUCAAUAAGAAAUAAGAAAACAUUUUAAAAUCAAAUAUAUCCAUUUACUUUACGUUGAACUCAACUGGAAAUGGGAGUUAUAGACCGAAGUCAUGUAUUGUAACAGAUCGCAGUUUGAAUUUUUGUUUUUAUUUUCCUCAAUGCAUACAAUUUUAAACUACUAAUAAAGUAUUGUGCAAA